Messenger RNA from Sodiomyces alkalinus F11, 742 nucleotides. RefSeq lists its product as hypothetical. The coding region runs from base 84 to 593 and encodes 169 amino acids. The record is from RefSeq and is a predicted model, not a curated record. Lineage: Eukaryota; Fungi; Ascomycota; Sordariomycetes; Glomerellales; Plectosphaerellaceae. The transcript has a single exon.
CCCGUACCUUUCCCUUUACGCCUAGUCCCUCGUCUGUCCAGGUGCAUGCGACCUCCACUAUCCGUACUUUCUGUGCUUUUCGCAUGGGGCACUUGGGCCUUGGUACGUACGUUGUACCUUGGUACAGUCGUUCCAUUGCCCUUGCCCAUCGCAAGGCUCCAUCCACCACCACCUCGAAUUAUUCGUCCUGGCAUCUCUUAUCUCCCGGUUUUGUCCCUCCCCAACUCUUCGACUCUUGUUCUUCAACCUCCUUUGAACCCACGGAUUCCAACCCACGAACUUAUCCUCGACAUUACCAGAUUACCAGGAAUCCUGUCACUUUCCUUUGUGUACCAUCGUUUUCAAAUCUUUCUCAUCUUCUUUCUUACGUCCUAGGGCCUUUCGGUUCUCACUCUAUUUUCGCACUAUCAAAACUCGACUCUUCCCCGCCUACGCUCCGCCGUAUAUAUUUUCGUAUUCCUUUCUCUACACGCCGAGCACUGCCACUAUCCGGUCCGUCUCUUGCCAUACCGGCUGCCAACAUCAUCCCCCCUUCUAGUCCACCUUAUUGUCAGCCACGAAAACGAGCCGGUGAUCGACUGCUUCGAAGCUGAAUAAGGCGAACCUCCCACGCAUCACCACCAUCUCGACGGUCACGCUUGGCUUGUCGGAGAUCCUUAUUUCCCGUUUCUCACCACAUAUAAUACAGUGACGAUGUCUGCUUGAUCAAGGACCACGCGAGGUCCCCAGUCACUGUUGUCUA